Messenger RNA from Drosophila takahashii, 3971 nucleotides. It is a transcript of the gene Rgl, whose product is annotated as Ral guanine nucleotide dissociation stimulator-like. The record is from RefSeq and is a predicted model, not a curated record. Gene Ontology annotation, biological process: Ras protein signal transduction; positive regulation of GTPase activity. Lineage: Eukaryota; Metazoa; Arthropoda; Insecta; Diptera; Drosophilidae. Gene Ontology annotation, cellular component: plasma membrane. Gene Ontology annotation, molecular function: guanyl-nucleotide exchange factor activity.
UUGUACAACACCCCCACCAUCCAUUGAACUGCACUUGGGUGUAAAAAUAAAACACCAGAAGCCAUUAAAGGAGCCGUGUAAAUUAAAGCAAACAGAAAGGAAAGAGGAUAACGGAUAGGAGAAACCUAGCAGUGCAUCACCGGAAAUCUCAGCAACAUUUCUCAAGGAACAAAAGCCAAUCUCAAAUGAAUUUCACAAGUCGCGCCAACUGCAAAUGCCCGCAUAGCCAAAAGCACCAGCAGAAGCCCGCCUUGAUCAAGAGUCACACCUGCGCCUAUCAGCUGCAGGAUCUGACGGGAUAUAAUCGCGCCCUGAUGCCUCCGCUGGACAACACGGACUUCAGCAGUGCCUGGCGGCAGGUGAACAACAACACCACCAGCCAGUCCUGCGCCUACCAUCAGCAGCAGCAGGACACGAAGGACACCAAGAGGCAAUACCACCACCACACUUGUCCGAGACAGAGGAAGAAGUCCUUGAUCCCAGCCAGCGAGCCAGCUGCUCACAUGUGCCAAAAGCACACGGAGCCCCAGCAGCGACGAUCCCGAUCCGCCUCGGCCAAACCGCGCAGGAACAGCUCCUAUCACUCCUACGACGACCUGGAUGUUUCGUCAGCUGUCCUCAAUGCGGAACGAAAGGUGGUGGCCAGCUUGAAGUACCUAUGCGCCUGCACGGGUGCCACACUGAGGAAUCUCUCCAAGAAGACCAAGGACCUGCACGCCAAAAACUAUACCUACACAAAGCCCACGUGGCGCCUCUGGGGCGAAGAGCACGAGAAGAAUGCAAUUUUCACCGUUUACCUGAAGAAGGUGCGAUACCACCGACCCACGCCCACCGCCAGCAAUGACUCGGAUGAUGAGAUUUCCCAUCUGGAGUGGGAGACAGUGCGAGUGCGCUUCGUGAAGGCGGCUACCUUGGCCCGGCUGGUGGAGGCGCUAGCCACCGAUGACGGGGAGCUGGAGUCGACCUUCAUCAACGUGUUCCUGUCCACCUACCGCACCUUCUCCACGCCCAAGCAGGUGCUCAGUCUGCUGACGCAGCGCUACGAUGCGCUGCACGAGAAGCACGUGGAGGAGGUAGAGCAGGCGCAGCAGAAUGGCCAGGUUAUGGAUCCCGCCUAUGAUCCCCAUGCUUCCAUCCAUGAGCAGCACAAGAAAACCCUAGUCUCGGCGCUUCACGUGUGGCUAGAUGGAUUCCCGGAGGAUUGGCAUGAGGACAACCUGCAGCAGAUCUUGGCCUUUGCCACCAAGCGACUGAAACGUUCCGAUCUGCACAUCAAGGUGCUAAAUCGUCUGGAGCGCCUGAUCCGACAGUCUGUCUAUGGGAAUGGAGGAGGAGGUGGAGGUGGUGGCUCAGAGGGCAAUGGUCUCUCGUGGCUUUCUGCAGCGGGUUCGCAACAGAUGCAGCAGUUCAUGAUUCCCACGCACUACGGCUCUUCGUAUGACCUGACGGAUCAGUUCAACGGCAUGUAUCUGGCGCCAAUGGGCGGUCAUGGGCACAUCUACCGCGGACCCACGCACUUUCUGCAGGCCUUCCGCUUCCCUCACGUCCCCGUUCGGCACUUUGCCGAGCAGCUGACCCGUAUGGACACGGAACUCUUCAAGCGACUGAUACCCCACCAGUGCCUCGGACACACUUGGGCCCGGCGGGACAGCGGAGGAUCGGAGACUGUGGUGGCCACCAUCAACCAAUUCAAUGCGGUGCUCUUUCGGGUGGUGUCCAGCAUCUUGAUCGAUCGCCUCAAGCCUCAGGAACGCGCUCUUAACAUUUCACGUUGGAUUGACAUUGCCCAGGAGCUGCGGAUGCUCAAGAACUUUAGUUCACUGAAGGCCAUUAUUUCUGCACUGAAUUCCAAUUCCAUAUACCGCCUCUCCAAGAUCUGGGAAGUGCUGCCUAAAGAAAGGAUGGAAGUCUUUACGGAGCUGGCGAACAUUUGCUCGGAGGACAACAAUGCCUGGACCCUGAGGGAAGUACUGAAACGCGAGGGAACAGCCAAGAAUCCCGAUCCGGGCAGUGAUCAGGGUGAUAGACACCUGCAGAAGCUCAUUCUGAACUUGGGAACGCAGACAUCGCACGGAACGAUACCCUAUCUGGGUACUUUCCUCACCGACCUGACCAUGAUCCAUACGGCCAACCCGGACUACCUCACCGAGAACAAGCUCAUAAACUUCGAUAAGAAACGCAAGGAGUUCGAGGUGCUGGCCCAGAUAAAGUUGCUCCAGGGAGCGGCCAACACGUAUAAUCUGCAGGGGGACGCCCUGUUCGAUCAUUGGUUCAACUCGAUGCCGGUGUUUGACGAGCGGGAGGCCUUUGAGCUGAGUUGUCGACUGGAGCCACAGCCACCGGCGCCACGGAAAUCGGUGGUCAGCACCAACACCUCGUUAACCAAUACGACCGGCUCAUCGACGGCCUCGAUAAUGGGCCACCGGAAGACUGACUCCAUUCACUCCAACUCGAGCAGCGGGGCGGGAUCGCAGUUCUACUGCGAACUGAACAGCAGCACCAGCUCGAGGCACAAUUCCCUGGACAGGGAUGCCCACCACCAGCACGCCUCCCUGAUGUCCGCCUCGAGCAGUGUGUCCAAUCUGUCGCUGGAUUCCAGCAACUCCGGCGGUCGACAGUCGGGCAAACUGACGCACUCGCAGUCCAUGGGAAAUGGACUGAAAUCGCACGGGAAUGGCACCACCAAUGGUGGGUCCCCCCAUAUCAACGCCCAGCUGGUGCAGCCAUCGAGUGGAACUCCCCAGUCCGCUCCGGACUUCUAUAUCAUCCGGGUGACCUACGAAACGGACAACAUCGAGCUGGACGGAAUCGUGCUGUACAAGAGCAUUAUGCUGGGAAAUAACGAGCGCACGCCGACGGUGAUCCGAAAUGCUAUGCUCAAAUUGGGCCUGGAGGACGAUCCGGAUAGGUUUACUCUGGCCCAGGUUCUACCCGAUAAGGAACUGGUAAUGCCGAAGAAUGCGAAUGUCUACUACGCGGUGAACACGAACUACAACCUCAACUUUAUCCUGAGACCGCGAAAGGAAGAGGGCGUGGCCGGAAGCUAGUCCACAGCCGUGCCCCUGUCCCAAUUGUGGUGUCUGGGAUACGAGGGCGAGGAGUGAAGAAGGGACUACCUUUAUUGGGAGGGGGAAAUUGUAAAUAGCUGGAGCUUGACUCGCCCAUGACAAAACUGGAUAUACCAAUUUCUACUUAGGUUCGUAAUUUGUUUAAGUUAUUUAUUGAAAAGCGAAAGAAUAGUAGAAGAAAUUAGUUCGAUAACCGAUUAUUUCGAUUAAUAUCUCUUUUGAUUCUAACCUGUCAAUUAGCAGUUAGCCGACUUUUGUAAUCUCUGAUUUUUCCCAGGCCUAGAGUUUAAUGUGUAAGUAUAUCUCGAAAAAUACCAAUCCAAAACAUAUAUUAUAUUAUAUAGAGACUCUACUGGAAUAUUUGCUGAUAUUUACAAACACAAUUAUAUAUUACGUAUAUAUAUUUGAAUACAACAAUUGAUAUUCUAAAUGUGGUACAAUAAUUUGGGAUCUUGAAACGGAUAUUGAGUUGGUUGAAGGAUCCUCCUUGUCUGUACUUUGAGGACUUUCAAACACAAACAACUAAGCAUAUUUGUAUAGAUGUUUUUACCCACUGUAUGUGUAUUAUAAAUACAAGUUUAACAAUAAGUACGAUUUGUAACUGUUUCCGUGUGGAGUGCACAACAAGAAAUAAUAUUUUAUCAAUAACUUUAGCAGGUUAAGAUAUUGUAUUUCAGAUUUUGUAAGUUAUCUACAUUGAAAACUACUGAGAGAAUGAAACAAUUAUACAUCUACGGUAAACACUAAGAAUCUACUUAGAAUUAUACAUAUUAAAUAUGAUAGUUAUUUAAAUGAAAACUAAGUACGCGAAAGAAGAUGAACAGAGAAAUAUUGUAAAUAGAUAAAUGAAAAGCUAUAAUUUGUGUUCUUCUGAAAAAUAAAUUGUACCAAACGAAAACAUAA